CACUAGGAACUUGGGAUGAUUGGACUAGCACUGUCCUUAUCUUUUGGAUCUUAUCACCUUGCUGCCCCUCCAGCAUCCCCCAUUGGUGGUUGGCUCUUUGCUCCUCAGAUCUUUUUCUAUGAGUUUGGAGUGCUUGAGUAAAGGAGAUGCUAGGGCAGAUCUUCCCCUUUUUCCUUUGCUAGGUUAUCCAUGGUUCUUCCUCCAGGGGUUCCCUAUUGGGCCCUGUUAAAACCACCCAUUCUUGGUCUGUCCAGCCUAAGUGUCCCAGUUUGACUUGAGGAUCAGGUCGGGGUUGGGUUAGGGUGAGGGUGGUGGAGAGGAUUAGAGAGUGAUGGGUUUAGGGUGAGUCUUCGGGGAUGGAGUAAGGGUUAGAGGGUGAAGGUGAGGUUUCAGAGUGAGAGGAUUGGGUUAGAGUUAGUUUUGGGUCAGUGAUGUGGUUAGGGUUAGAAAUUAGGUGAAGUUAGGGUUUGGGGUCAUAGAUUCAGAUUCGGCUUGCAGAGCUGUUUGUCACUAACAUCAUUGUUUGCCUUCUGCUAUAAUCCCUCCAUCACCUCUAAUUUCAAACCCUUCCUUAACCUCGCAGAACUCAACUAAGGGCUUCUCUGUACUUAGCAUGGUUAUCAUCAGGUUCCAUUUCCCUUGGAAGCUUGUUCAUACUUACCCAUAUUAUUUUGUAAUGUGUGCAGAGAUAUCUGGCUCUCUAAAAUGUUAUUUACAUCCUAUGACCUCAAGUUAACAAGUGGAUUUUUGGCAACCUUAGAUUUUCUUCUUUAAGCAUUCUUAGAGCAGAGCUGCUUCCUCAGAGGAUUUUAAAGUAUUCUUCUUGGUUGCUUUACAAGAUAAUUUUGCAGCUUGUAUAUUUUUCUUCAACAUCUUAAAAGGUUUCAUCUACUUUUAGGCAGGGCGCCAUGGCUCACACCUGUAAUCCCAGCACUUUGGGAGGCCUAGGCAGGUAGAUCACUUCCAGAAGUUCGAGACCAGCCUGGCCAACAUGGUGAAACCCCGUCUCUACUAAAAAUACGAUAUUUAGCCAGGCGUAGUGGCGCACGCCUGCAAUCCCAGCUACUCUGGAGGCUGAGACAGGAGAAUGGCUUGAACCCGGUAGGCAGAGGUUGCAGUGAGCUGAGAUCAUGCCAUUGCACUGCAGCCUGGGUGACAAGAGUGAAACUCCGUCUCAGAAAAGAAAAGAAAAAAGUUUCAUUUACUUUCUUCAUUAUGUUUGAUAAAUUUACCAACUCUAGGUCCAUCUGUUUUUCAUGGGUUUGGCAUCAUUUACAGUCACCCUGUAGCAGGACGAGUUGCAGACAAAACUCGUCAGACACCGGAUUAAAGAAGGAAGAGGGUUUUUAUUCGGCCAGGAGCAUCAGCAGACUCAUGUCUUAAGAGCCGAGCUCCCCAAAAAAGAAAUUCCUAGCCCUUUUAAGGGUUUACAACUCUAGGGGGUCCACGUGAAAGGGUCAUAAUAGAUCAAGUAAGCGUGAGGAACGUGACUGGGGGCUACAUGCAUCAGCUAACAGAACAAAAAGUUUUACAGUGCUUUCUCAUACAAUGUCUGGAAUUUACAGAUAACACCAGUAGUUUUGGUCAGGGGUUAACAUUAUUAUUAUUUUAACCACCAUGGCCAGGUGGUGGCGCCAACGUCGUCUAGCUAUUUAUCUUCUGUUUCUUUACAACUUUUUGCUUUCUCCCUUUUCUCCUGCCUUAUAAACUAGGGAAAAGGGGAGAUUGGGGAGAAGCUGGGAAGGACAACAGGAGAAGUGGUGGUCUCAUUCUGUAUUUCCCCCCUUUGAGAAUUUUCACUUCUUAGUGGGAGUUCUCACUCUCAUCUUCACUUUCUGAGUCUCUUUGUGAGAUAGAGCGAUAGUGAUUUAUAUAAUACACUUGUGCUGAAGUUUUUUGAUGAACUAAAGUAGCAACAAAACUUUUUAUCAUUUGAAAAAGCAAGAGUAAUACACAGGGGAGCAGUAAGCAAGUUCCUAUUACUAGCAAUACACCUACAAUGAGGGUUUUAAAUCCUCCCAUAGCUGGAAACCAUUUUCCAAAUAAAGACUCAGGAUCAAACUCGUGCCAAACCUGUACAGGCACAUCUGCCAACUUUGUCAUGUCCCUGACUAUGUUUUCAACCACCUGUCCUUGAUCAUCUAUUUGUAGGCAGCAAUUGGUUAAGUUAAAUUUUCUACAAACUCCUCCUUCAGCUGCCAGCAAGUAGUCCAAGGCCAGUCUAUUCUGAUAGAUAACAUUACUCAUUUGGGUUUCCUGCCAAGCUAAAACAGUCAAAGCUCUGCCAGUUUAAUUAGUAAUUAUUUCUAAGACGGCCUGCAACUAUAUGAUCCGAUUGAGCAUGUAGAUGGGGGUUCGGUAUCCCUAUGAGCUGUCUUGUGCCCGUGUGGCAGGCCCAUAAUACUGUAUGAUCCUUUCAGGGGGCCACUCAUUGUCUUUCCUAUAACUAUGCCUCUCUUUUCUCGGGAGGCAUAGACAGGGAAACUUAGGAGCUCACCCGUUUUUAUGGGGACAGCUUAAUAGUGCCAGUAACACAACUGCCUGCCCACUUAUUAGGUAACUGAAUGUAGGCUCUGUGCCCACAUUUCCAGUAUAGGCCAGCGGGAGCUGCCCAGUCCUGAUGAGAUUCUGGAUGAGCCCAGGCAGUUUUUAAUUUAGAAAAUUUACUAAAUGGGUUCUUUUCAGUGUGGUUUAGGCCCCAUCAAGUAAUUGUCUUUGUUGUGCUGUUGUACAACUUCUGUCCUAUACAAUUAAGCUUUCCUACAGGGAUGAUAAAGUCUUUUCCUUCUCUAGCUAUACAGUAUUGUCCAAUAAUUGAGGUUUUUAGGACCCAGAAGUUGCUAACUUGGGCCUUCUGAACUGGAAUUAUAUUAGGAGCUGGAUCAGUAGGCACCAACUCUCGGGCUUCCGAAGGCCAUCGGUCUCCGAUAGUGGUUCCCCCGCAUACAUAAGAUGUAACAUUAAGUGAAUGAGUUACAUUUUCUGCUAAUUGGAGAAACAAAUUUUUUGUCUUUUUCAGAAGUUCUGGUGCUGGCAGAUUCAGCUCCUCAUAAAAGGUUUUGAAACACUGGUUUGGAAGAGCGCUUGUGGACCUCCCCUCUAACUAAAAUGGCAACUUGGGGGUUUAACCCUGUCCCAUCGAUCCCCAGGGUUACACGUUGAAUUGUUUUUUACUACUAGUCCACUACAGUGAUUUGUGUAUAUAAUCCUCUAUAAUAAUCCCUAGAUCGUGAACUCCUCCUGGAAGGUAGCGACCGUGUAGCUGUUCAUCUUCAGAAGGGGGAAGCCAACCCCUCCUGUGCUGCCAGUCACUAUAACCCACUAGAACUAAUAAUUACCAAUCCCCUAGAUCCUCCUUGGAAAAAGGGAGAACGUGUAGAUUCAGAUUAGCCAGUCUCUCUUCCCUAAUCUUCGUGUUUGUUUUUAUAGCAUUUACCAUUAUCUGUAAUUAUUUUAUCACAUUUGUUUAUUGGCAAUACAUCUCCAACUGGAUUAUAAACUCCAUUAAGAGCAAGGAUCUUGACAUUUUAAAUAUUCUUAUUCCUAUGUUUAAAGCUGGCAGAUAGCACACACACACAGUCAAUGCACACACACAUAUAAGUAUAUAUGGAAUGAAUGCAUCUCAGCUUUGCUGCUUAUUAGAUACGGUCCUUGAAAAAAUCACUCGGGCAAGUUUGUGAAAGUGCCUGGCACAAGGUGUUUCGCAGAAGCAAAAAGCCGUCUUUUUCCAGUCACAGCUAUCCAAGGUAUAGUAAGUGAAUCAAAUGAGCCCCUUACCUCCCAUCUACAUAUUCCCCGAUAUAUUUGCUCCCUGUGUACUCCAUGGCGCCUGUUUUUAGCUUCCAGCUGUUAGGAUCCGGAGUCUCAGUGGAUACGGCAUCACUAUGACAACCUGGAGGGGUGGGCGGAGCCGAGUCGAAGCCCCACCCCGCCGGAGGCGGAAGAGUUCUCGGUAUUGCGCACGCUCCGUCGCUCCUGGUUGGGCAGGGCGAUACGCCUGCGUGUUGCCAGAUGCGCAUGCGCAGGCGCCGUGUGGCGCUCGGCGGUCGAAAGGGGAGUUCGAGGAGACGGGGGCGACGCGGCUGAGGGCUUCUCGUCGAGGUCGGGGCUGCAGCCGUCAUGCCGGGGAUAGUGGAGCUGCCCACUCUAGAGGAGCUGAAAGUAGAUGAGGUGAAAAUUAGUUCUGCUGUGCUUAAAGCUGCGGCCAUCACUAUGGAGCUCAAUGUGAUAAGCCCAACAAGGAGUUUAUGCUCUGCCGCUGGGAAGAGAAAGAUCCGAGGCGGUGUUUAGAGGAAGGCAAACUGGUCAACAAGUGUGCUUUGGACUUCUUUAGGCAGAUAAAACGUCACUGUGCAGAGCCUUUUACAGAAUAUUGGACUUGCAUUGAUUAUACUGGCCAGCAGUUAUUUUGUCACUGACGCAAACAGCAGGCAAAGUUUGACGAGUGUGUGCUGGACAAACUGGGCUGGGUGUGGCCUCACCUGGGAGAACUGUCAAAGGUGGGACCAUCCAGUUUCAGGAAAACAAGCUUAACACGCCCACUGAUUCUACAUUAUGGUGAGUUCUAUAAUUAUUUUAUUAUAUAUUCCAGUGUAAUAAUGGAAAUGAAGUGCCUAAUAAACGUAAAUGUGCUUAAAUCUUCUGGCCCAGCUCCUACCUCCCGGCAGCCUCGCCAGGCCCAGAACUCUCUCCAGUCAGCCUCUACAGGUGAAGCUCAUGACUCACAAUGGCCUAUUGAGGCCCAUACCCUACCUCACGGCAGUCUCCGCAGAUGAGCCUACUGCCUCACAACAGCCUCCACAGGCACAGCUCCAUCGUUCCAAUGGCCUCUUUAGACCCAGCUCCUGCCUCCCAGCCUUCUCUCCAGGCCCUGAACUUUCUCCGUAAGUUGAGGUAGCUGGGACUGUAGGUAUCCAUGACGAUACUUGGCUAAUCUUUAAAUUGUUUUGCAGACAUGGGGUCUCACUUUGUUGGCCAGGCUGGUGUCAAACUAAUGGCCUCAAGUGACCGUUCCACCCCUGCCUCCCAUCCUCGAGGUAUGUGCCACCACAAGGGGCACUUGUUCAAUUUUCUAAAGAAAAAAUUUCUAAAGUAAGGCUGUGGGAUGAUGGCAGGAAGAUAAAAGAAAAACAGAAGAAUAAGUUAAAAUGACUUAUUCACACAUAUUCUUUUGACAGCAAGAAGAACUUUUAGUAUAUACAUUCCUUACAAACAAACAAACGGCAGAUAAACAAUGUUGUAUAGGAACUUCAACACACACUGUACAAUAUUCCCACUUUGCUGACAUAAGUUAUGGAAAUUUUGUGGUUUCCUUGAGUGUCGCUAGCAGUAUUUUGCUUCUCUGAUGAUUUUUAUCAACUUCCUCAUCUGUUAACUUCUCUCCAAAGUAUGUCAUGUCACGACAUACUGCCGCUGCACGAACACGGCCAGUGUCUUCCUAUUAAACAUGUAGAAUGCUUUCCUAAUUUCUCUUUUUACUCUCUGUCUUUGUGUUCUGCAUUUUCCUUACUUUUAUUGUCAGAAACUCCAGAAAGUCAAUCGUACUAAUUUAUCACGAUUUGCUUUAUUAAUUUAUACUAUGCUUAUAUGGAAUUUUGCCCAACAGACCUCAUUACAAUUUGGGCCAGGGCCCAGGGUUAGGGUUGUUUCAGGGUCAGGGCCAGGGCCCAGUGUUAGGGUUGUUUUAGGGUCAGGGCCAGGGCCCAGGGCUAGGGGUGUUUUAGGGUCAGGGCCAGGGCCCAAAGUUAGGGUUGUUUUAGGGUCAGGGCCCAGGGUUAGGGUUUUAGGCUCAGGGCCAUGGCCCAGGGUUAGGGUUUUAGGCUCAGGGCCAGGGCCCAGGGUUAGGGUUUUAGGGUCAGGGCCAGGGCCCAGGGUUAGGGUUUUAGGGUCAGGGCCAGGGGCCAGGGUUAGGGUUUUAGGGUCAGGGCCAGGACCCAGGGUUAGGGUUUUAGGUUCGGGGCCAGGGCCCAGGGUUCGGGUUUUAGAGUCAGGGCCAGGGCCCAGGGUUAGGGUUUUAGGCUCAGGGCCAGGGCCCAGGGUUAGGGUUUUAGGAUCAGUGCCAGGGCCCAGGGUUAGGGUUUUAGGGUCAGGUCCAGGGCCCAGGGUUAGGGUUUUAGGGUUAGGGCCACUGCCCACGGUUAGGGUUUUAGGGUCAGGGCCUGGGCCCAGGGUUAGGGUUUUAGGGUCAGGGCCAGGGCCCAGGGUUAGGGUUUUAGGUUCAGGGCCAGGGCCCAGGGUUAGGGUUUUAGGGUCAGGGCCUGGGCCCAGGGUUAGGUUUUUAGGGUCAGGGCCCAGGGUUAGAGUUUCAGGGUCAGGACCCAGGGUUAGGGUUUUAGGGUCAUGGCCCAGGGUUAGGGUUUUAGGGUCAGGGCCCAGGGUUAGGGUGAUUUCCAGGAAGUGACCUCACAGUGAGUCAAGCUACCACUUACUGUUGAUUGUGAUGAAAUGCCAGCUGAGGCACAUGCCUUGGGGGCUAAGUGGUUGCUGCCCUUGACUACUAUGAGGACUGGUGUGGGAAGGGUCGCUUUGGAUGCACUUGAGCAGGGGUCCCCAACCCCUGAGCCAUGGAGCCGUAAGGAGCCACACAGCAGGUGAGUGGUGUCGAGUGAGGGAGUGAGGGAAGCUUCGUCUGUAUUUACAGCCACUCCCCUUUGCUCACAUUCCCGCCUGAGCUCCACCUUCUCAGAUGAGCAGCAGCAUUAGAUUCUCAUAGGAGAACGCACCCUGUUGUGAACCGUGCAUGUGAGGGAUCUAGGUUGCGCUGUUCUUAUGAGAAUCUAAUACCUAUUGAUCUGUCACUUUCUCCCAUCACGCUCAGGUGGGACCAUCCAGUUUCAGGAAAACAAGCUUAACACGCCCACUGAUUCUACAUUAUGGUGAGUUCUAUAAUUAUUUUAUUAUAUAUUCCAGUGUAAUAAUGGAAAUGAAGUGCCUAAUAAACGUAAAUGUGCUUAAAUCUUCUGGCCCAGCUCCUACCUCCCGGCAGCCUCGCCAGGCCCAGAACUCUCUCCAGUCAGCCUCUACAGGUGAAGCUCAUGACUCACAAUGGCCUAUUGAGGCCCAUACCCUACCUCACGGCAGUCUCCGCAGAUGAGCCUACUGCCUCACAACAGCCUCCACAGGCACAGCUCCAUCGUUCCAAUGGCCUCUUUAGACCCAGCUCCUGCCUCCCAGCCUUCUCUCCAGGCCCUGAACUUUCUCCGUAAGUUGAGGUAGCUGGGACUGUAGGUAUCCAUGACGAUACUUGGCUAAUCUUUAAAUUGUUUUGCAGACAUGGGGUCUCACUUUGUUGGCCAGGCUGGUGUCAAACUAAUGGCCUCAAGUGACCGUUCCACCCCUGCCUCCCAUCCUCGAGGUAUGUGCCACCACAAGGGGCACUUGUUCAAUUUUCUAAAGAAAAAAUUUCUAAAGUAAGGCUGUGGGAUGAUGGCAGGAAGAUAAAAGAAAAACAGAAGAAUAAGUUAAAAUGACUUAUUCACACAUAUUCUUUUGACAGCAAGAAGAACUUUUAGUAUAUACAUUCCUUACAAACAAACAAACGGCAGAUAAACAAUGUUGUAUAGGAACUUCAACACACACUGUACAAUAUUCCCACUUUGCUGACAUAAGUUAUGGAAAUUUCGUGGUUUCCUUGAGUGCCGCUAGCAGUAUUUUGCUUCUCUGAUGAUUUUUAUCAACUUCCUCAUCUGUUAACUUCUCUCCAAAGUAUGUCAUGUCACGACAUACUGCCGCUGCACGAACACGGCCAGUGUCUUCCUAUUAAACAUGUAGAAUGCUUUCCUAAUUUCUCUUUUUACUCUCUGUCUUUGUGUUCUGCAUUUUCCUUACUUUUAUUGUCAGAAACUCCAGAAAGUCAAUCGUACUAAUUUAUCACGAUUUGCUUUAUUAAUUUAUACUAUGCUUAUAUGGAAUUUUGCCCAACAGACCUCAUUACAAUUUGGGCCAGGGCCCAGGGUUAGGGUUGUUUCAGGGUCAGGGCCAGGGCCCAGUGUUAGGGUUGUUUUAGGGUCAGGGCCAGGGCCCAGGGCUAGGGGUGUUUUAGGGUCAGGGCCAGGGCCCAAAGUUAGGGUUGUUUUAGGGUCAGGGCCCAGGGUUAGGGUUUUAGGCUCAGGGCCAUGGCCCAGGGUUAGGGUUUUAGGCUCAGGGCCAGGGCCCAGGGUUAGGGUUUUAGGGUCAGGGCCAGGGCCCAGGGUUAGGGUUUUAGGGUCAGGGCCAGGGCCCAGGGUUAGGGUUUUAGGGUCAGGGCCAGGGCCCAGGGUUAGGGUUUUAGGUUCGGGGCCAGGGCCCAGGGUUCGGGUUUUAGAGUCAGGGCCAGGGCCCAGGGUUAGGGUUUUAGGCUCAGGGCCAGGGCCCAGGGUUAGGGUUUUAGGAUCAGUGCCAGGGCCCAGGGUUAGGGUUUUAGGGUCAGGUCCAGGGCCCAGGGUUAGGGUUUUAGGGUCAGGGCCAGGGCCCAGGGUUAGGGUUUUAGGGUCAGGGCCAGGGCCCAGGGUUAGGGUUUUAGGCUCAGGGCCAGGGCCCACGGUUAGGGUUUUAGGCUCAGUGCCAGGGCCAAGGGUUAGGGUUUUAGGGUCAGAGCCACGGCCCAGGGUUAGGGUUUUAGGGUCAGGGCCUGGGCCCAGGGUUAGGUUUUUAGGGUCAGGGCCCAGGGUUAGGGUUUUAGGGUCAGAGCCCAGGGUUAGGGUUUUAGGGUCAGGACCCAGGGUUAGGGUUUUAGGGUCAUGGCCCAGGGUUAGGGUUUUAGGGUCAGGGCCCUGGGUUAGGGUGAUUUCCAGGAAGUGACCUCACAGUGACUCAAGCUACCACUUACUGUUGAUUGUGAUGAAAUGCCAGCUGAGGCACAUGCCUUGGGGGCUAAGUGGUUGCUGCCCUUGACUACUAUGAAGACUGGUGUGGGAAGGGUCGCUUUGGAUGCACUUGAGCGGGGGUCCCCAACCCCUGAGCCAUGGAGCCGUAAGGAGCCACACAGCAGGUGAGUGGUGUCGAGUGAGGGAGUGAGGGAAGCUUCGUCUGUAUUUACAGCCACUCCCCUUUGCUCACAUUCCCGCCUGAGCUCCACCUUCUCAGAUGAGCAGCAGCAUUAGAUUCUCAUAGGAGAACGCACCCUGUUGUGAACCGUGCAUGUGAGGGAUCUAGGUUGCGCUGUUCUUAUGAGAAUCUAAUACCUAUUGAUCUGUCACUUUCUCCCAUCACGCUCAGGUGGGACCAUCCAGUUUCAGGAAAACAAGCUUAACACGCCCACUGAUUCUACAUUAUGGUGAGUUCUAUAAUUAUUUUAUUAUAUAUUCCAGUGUAAUAAUGGAAAUGAAGUGCCUAAUAAACGUAAAUGUGUUUAAAUCUUCUGGCCCAGCUCCUACCUCCCGGCAGCCUCGCCAGGCCCAGAACUCUCUCCAGUCAGCCUCUACAGACCAAGCUCAUGACUCACAAUGGCCUAUUUAGGCCCAUACCCUACCUCACGGCAGUCUCCACAGAUGAGCCUACUGCCUCACAACAGCCUCCACAGGCACAGCUCCAUCGUUACAAUGGCCUCUUUAGACCCAGCUCCUGCCUCCCAGCCUUCUCUCCAGGCCCUGAACUUUCUCCGUAAGUUGAGGUAGCUGGGACUGUAGGUAUACAUGACGAUACUUGGCUAAUCUUUAAAUUGUUUUGCAGACAUGGGGUCUCACUUUGUUGGCCAGGCUGGUGUCAAACUAAUGGCCUCAAGUGACCCUUCCACCCCUGCCUCCCAUCCUCGAGGUAUGUGCCACCACAAGGGGCACUUGUUCAAUUUUCUAAAGAAAAAAUUUCUAAAGUAAGGCUGUGGGAUGAUGGCAGGAAGAUAAAAGAAAAACAGAAGAAUAAGUUAAAAUGACUUAUUCACACAUAUUCUUUUGACAGCAAGAAGAACUUUUAGUAUAUACAUUCCUUACAAACAAACAAACGGCAGAUAAACAAUGUUGUAUAGGAACUUCAACACACACUGUACAAUAUUCCCACUUUGCUGACAUAAGUUAUGGAAAUUUCGUGGUUUCCUUGAGUGUCGCUAGCAGUAUUUUGCUUCUCUGAUGAUUUUUAUCAACUUCCUCAUCUGUUAACUUCUCUCCAAAGUAUGUCAUGUCACGACAUACUGCCGCUGCACGAACACGGGCAGUGUCUUCCUAUUAAACAUGUAGAAUGCUUUCCUAACUUCUCUUUUUACUCUCUGUCUUUGUGUUCUGCAUUUUCCUUACUUUUAUUGUCAGAAACUCCAGAAAGUCAAUCGUACUAAUUUAUCACGAUUUGCUUUAUUAAUUUAUACUAUGCUUAUAUGGAAUUUUGCCCAACAGACCUCAUUACAAUUUGGGCCAGGGCCCAGGGUUAGGGUUGUUUCAGGGUCAGGGCCAGGGCCCAGUGUUAGGGUUGUUUUAGGGUCAGGGCCAGGGCCCAGGGCUAGGGGUGUUUUAGGGUCAGGGCCAGGGCCCAAAGUUAGGGUUGUUUUAGGGUCAGGGCCCAGGGUUAGGGUUUUAGGCUCAGGGCCAUGGCCCAGGGUUAGGGUUUUAGGCUCAGGGCCAGGGCCCAGGGUUAGGGUUUUAGGCUCAGGGCCAGGGCCCAGGGUUAGGGUUUUAGGGUCAGGGCCAGGGCCCAGGGUUAGGGUUUUAGGCUCAGGGCUAGGGCCCAGGUUUAGGGUUUUAGGUUCGGGGCCAGGGCCCAGGGUUCGGGUUUUAGAGUCAGGGCCAGGGCCCAGGGUUAGGGUUUUAGGCUCAGGGCCAGGGCCCAGGGAUAGGGUUUUAGGAUCAGUGCCAGGGCCCAGGGUUAGGGUUUUAGGGUCAGGUCCAGGGCCCAGGGUUAGGGUUUUAGGGUCAGGGCCAGGGCCCAGGGUUAGGGUUUUAGGCUCAGGGCCAGGGCCCAGGGUUAGGGUUUUAGGCUCAGGGCCAGGGCCCACGGUUAGGGUUUUAGGCUCGGUGCCAGGGCCAAGGGUUAGGGUUUUAGGGUCAGAGACAGGGCCCAGGGUUAGGGUUUUAGGGUCAGGGCCUGGGCCCAGGGUUAGGUUUUUAGGGUCAGGGCCCAGGGUUAGGGUUUUAGGGUCAGAGCCCAGGGUUAGGGUUUUAGGGUCAGGACCCAGGGUUAGGGUUUUAGGGUCAUGGCCCAGGGUUAGGGUUUUAGGGUCAGGGCCUGGGCCCAGGGUUAGGGUUUUAGGGUCAGGGCCCAGGGUUAGGGUUUUAGGGUCAGGGCCCAGGGUUAGGGUUUUAGGGUCAGGACCCAGUGUUAGGGUUUUAGGGUCAUGGCCCAGGGUUAGGGUUUUAGGGUCAGGGCCCAGGGUUAGGGUGAUUUCCAGGAAGUGACCUCACAGUGACUCAAGCUACCACUUACUGUUGAUUGUGAUGAAAUGCCAGCUGAGGCACAUGCCUUGGGGGCUAAGUGGUUGCUGCCCUUGACUACUAUGAAGACUGGUGUGGGAAGGGUCGCUUUGGAUGCACUUGAGCAGGGGUCCCCAACCCCUGAGCCAUGGAGCCGUAAGGAGCCACACAGCAGGUGAGUGGUGUCGAGUGAGGGAGUGAGGGAAGCUUCGUCUGUAUUUACAGCCACUCCCCUUUGCUCACAUUCCCGCCUGAGCUCCACCUUCUCAGAUGAGCAGCAGCAUUAGAUUCUCAUAGGAGAACGCACCCUGUUGUGAACCGUGCAUGUGAGGGAUCUAGGUUGCGCUGUUCUUAUGAGAAUCUAAUACCUAUUGAUCUGUCACUUUCUCCCAUCACGCUCAGGUGGGACCAUCCAGUUUCAGGAAAACAAGCUUAACACGCCCACUGAUUCUACAUUAUGGUGAGUUCUAUAAUUAUUUUAUUAUAUAUUCCAGUGUAAUAAUGGAAAUGAAGUGCCUAAUAAACGUAAAUGUGCUUAAAUCUUCUGGCCCAGCUCCUACCUCCCGGCAGCCUCGCCAGGCCCAGAACUCUCUCCAGUCAGCCUCUACAGACCAAGCUCAUGACUCACAAUGGCCUAUUUAGGCCCAUACCCUACCUCACGGCAGUCUCCGCAGAUGAGCCUACUGCCUCACAACAGCCUCCACAGGCACAGCUCCAUCGUUACAAUGGCCUCUUUAGACCCAGCUCCUGCCUCCCAGCCUUCUCUCCAGGCCCUGAACUUUCUCCGUAAGUUGAGGUAGCUGGGACUGUAGGUAUCCAUGACGAUACUUGGCUAAUCUUUAAAUGUUUUGCAGACAUGGGGUCUCACUUUGUUGGCCAGGCUGGUGUCAAACUAAUGGCCUCAAGUGACCCUUCCACCCCUGCCUCCCAUCCUUGAGGUAUGUGCCACCACAAGGGGCACUUGUUCAAUUUUCUAAAGAAAAAAUUUCCAAAGUAAGGCUGUGGGAUGAUGGCAGGAAGAUAAAAGAAAAACAGAAGAAUAAGUUAAUAUGACUUAUUCACACAUAUUCUUUUGACAGCAAGAAGAAUUUUUAGUAUAUACAUUCCUUACAAACAAACAAACGGCAGAUAAACAAUGUUGUAUAGGAACUUCAACACACACUGUACAAUAUUCCCACUUUGCUGACAUAAGUUAUGGAAAUUUCGUGGUUUCCUUGAGUGUCACUACCAGUAUUUUGCUUCUCUGAUGAUUUUUAUCAACUUCCUCAUCUGUUAACUUCUCUCCAAAGUAUGUCAUGUCACGACAUACUGCCGCUGCACGAACACGGGCAGUGUCUUCCUAUUAAACAUGUAGAAUGCUUUCCUAAUUUCUCUUUUUACUCUCUGUCUUUGUGUUCUGCAUUUUCCUUACUUUUAUUGUCAGAAACUCCAGAAAGUCAAUCGUACUAAUUUAUCACGAUUUGCUUUAUUAAUUUAUACUAUGCUUAUAUGGAAUUUUGCCCAACAGACCUCAUUACAAUUUGGGCCAGGGCCCAGGGUUAGGGUUGUUUCAGGGUCAGGGCCAGGGCCCAGUGUUAGGGUUGUUUUAGGGUCAGGGCCAGGGCCCAGGGCUAGGGGUGUUUUAGGGUCAGGGCCAGGGCCCAAAGUUAGGGUUGUUUUAGGGUCAGGGCCCAGGGUUAGGGUUUUAGGCUCAGGGCCAGGGCCCAGGGUUAGGGUUUUAGGCUCAGGGCCAGGGCCCAGGGUUAGGGUUUUAGGGUCAGGGCCAGGGCCCAGGGUUAGGGUUUUAGGGUCAGGGCCAGGGCCCAGGGUUAGGGUUUUAGGCUCAGGGCCAGGGCCCAGGGUUAGGGUUUUAGGUUCGGGGCCAGGGCCCAGGGUUAGGGUUUUAGGGUUAGGGCCAGGGCCCAGGGUUAGGGUUUUAGGAUCAGUGCCAGGGCCCAGGGUUAGGGUUUUAGGGUCAGGUCCAGGGCCCAGGGUUAGGGUUUUAGGGUUAGGGCCACUGCCCACGGUUAGGGUUGUAGCGUCAGGGCCUGGGCCCAGGGUUAGGGUUUUAGGGUCAGGGCCAGGGCCCAGGGUUAGGGUUUUAGGUUCAGGGCCAGGGCCCAGGGUUAGGGUUUUAGGGUCAGGGCCUGGGCCCAGGGUUAGGUUUUUAAGGUCAGGGCCCAGGGUUAGGUUUUUAGGGUCAGGGCCCAGGGUUAGGGUUUUAGGGUCAGGACCCAGGGUUAGGGUUUUAGGGUCAUGGCCCAGGGUUAGGGUUUUAGGGUCAGGGCCCAGGGUUAGGGUGAUUUCCAGAAAGUGACCUCACAGUGACUCAAGCUACCACUUACUGUUGAUUGUGAUGAAAUGCCAGCUGAGGUAUAUGCCUUGGGGGCUAAGUGGUUGCUGCCCUUGACUACUAUGAAGACUGGUGUGGGAAGGGUCGCUUUGGAUGCACUUGAGCAGGGGUCCCCAACCCCUGAGCCAUGGAGCCGUAAGGAGCCACACAGCAGGUGAGUGGUGUCGAGUGAGGGAGUGAGGGAAGCUUCGUCUGUAUUUACAGCCACUCCCCUUUGCUCACAUUCCCGCCUGAGCUCCACCUUCUCAGAUGAGCAGCAGCAUUAGAUUCUCAUAGGAGAACGCACCCUGUUGUGAACCGUGCAUGUGAGGGAUCUAGGUUGCGCUGUUCUUAUGAGAAUCUAAUACCUAUUGAUCUGUCACUUUCUCCCAUCACGCUCAGGUGGGACCAUCCAGUUUCAGGAAAACAAGCUUAACACGCCCACUGAUUCUACAUUAUGGUGAGUUCUAUAAUUAUUUUAUUAUAUAUUCCAGUGUAAUAAUGGAAAUGAAGUGCCUAAUAAACGUAAAUGUGCUUAAAUCUUUUGGCCCAGCUCCUACCUCCCGGCAGCCUCGCCAGGCCCAGAACUCUCUCCAGUCAGCCUCUACAGACCAAGCUCAUGACUCACAAUGGCCUAUUUAGGCCCAUACCCUACCUCACGGCAGUCUCCGCAGAUGAGCCUACUGCCUCACAACAGCCUCCACAGGCACAGCUCCAUCGUUCCAAUGGCCUCUUUAGACCCAGCUCCUGCCUCCCAGCCUUCUCUCCAGGCCCUGAACUUUCUCCGUAAGUUGAGGUAGCUGGGACUGUAGGUAUCCAUGACGAUACUUGGCUAAUCUUUAAAUUGUUUUGCAGACAUGGGGUCUCACUUUGUUGGCCAGGCUGGUGUCAAACUAAUGGCCUCAAGUGACCGUUCCACCCCUGCCUCCCAUCCUCGAGGUAUGUGCCACCACAAGGGGCACUUGUUCAAUUUUCUAAAGAAAAAAUUUCUAAAGUAAGGCUGUGGGAUGAUGGCAGGAAGAUAAAAGAAAAACAGAAGAAUAAGUUAAAAUGACUUAUUCACACAUAUUCUUUUGACAGCAAGAAGAACUUUUAGUAUAUACAUUCCUUACAAACAAACAAACGGCCGAUAAACAAUGUUGUAUAGGAACUUCAACACACACUGUACAAUAUUCCCACUUUGCUGACAUAAGUUAUGGAAAUUUCGUGGUUUCCUUGAGUGUCGCUAGCAGUAUUUUGCUUCUCUGAUGAUUUUUAUCAACUUCCUCAUCUGUUAACUUCUCUCCAAAGUAUGUCAUGUCACGACAUACUGCCGCUGCACGAACACGGCCAGUGUCUUCCUAUUAAACAUGUAGAAUGCUUUCCUAAUUUCUCUUUUUACUCUCUGUCUUUGUGUUCUGCAUUUUCCUUACUUUUAUUGUCAGAAACUCCAGAAAGUCAAUCGUACUAAUUUAUCACGAUUUGCUUUAUUAAUUUAUACUAUGCUUAUAUGGAAUUUUGCCCAACAGACCUCAUUACAAUUUGGGCCAGGGCCCAGGGUUAGGGUUGUUUCAGGGUCAGGGCCAGGGCCCAGUGUUAGGGUUGUUUUAGGGUCAGGGCCAGGGCCCAGGGCUAGGGGUGUUUUAGGGUCAGGGCCAGGGCCCAAAGUUAGGGUUGUUUUAGGGUCAGGGCCCAGGGUUAGGGUUUUAGGCUCAGGGCCAUGGCCCAGGGUUAGGGUUUUAGGCUCAGGGCCAGGGCCCAGGGUUAGGGUUUUAGGGUCAGGGCCAGGGCCCAGGGUUAGGGUUUUAGGGUCAGGGCCAGGGGCCAGGGUUAGGGUUUUAGGGUCAGGGCCAGGACCCAGGGUUAGGGUUUUAGGUUCGGGGCCAGGGCCCAGGGUUCGGGUUUUAGAGUCAGGGCCAGGGCCCAGGGUUAGGGUUUUAGGCUCAGGGCCAGGGCCCAGGGUUAGGGUUUUAGGAUCAGUGCCAGGGCCCAGGGUUAGGGUUUUAGGGUCAGGUCCAGGGCCCAGGGUUAGGGUUUUAGGGUUAGGGCCACUGCCCACGGUUAGGGUUUUAGGGUCAGGGCCUGGGCCCAGGGUUAGGGUUUUAGGGUCAGGGCCAGGGCCCAGGGUUAGGGUUUUAGGUUCAGGGCCAGGGCCCAGGGUUAGGGUUUUAGGGUCAGGGCCUGGGCCCAGGGUUAGGUUUUUAGGGUCAGGGCCCAGGGUUAGAGUUUCAGGGUCAGGACCCAGGGUUAGGGUUUUAGGGUCAUGGCCCAGGGUUAGGGUUUUAGGGUCAGGGCCCAGGGUUAGGGUGAUUUCCAGGAAGUGACCUCACAGUGAGUCAAGCUACCACUUACUGUUGAUUGUGAUGAAAUGCCAGCUGAGGCACAUGCCUUGGGGGCUAAGUGGUUGCUGCCCUUGACUACUAUGAGGACUGGUGUGGGAAGGGUCGCUUUGGAUGCACUUGAGCAGGGGUCCCCAACCCCUGAGCCAUGGAGCCGUAAGGAGCCACACAGCAGGUGAGUGGUGUCGAGUGAGGGAGUGAGGGAAGCUUCGUCUGUAUUUACAGCCACUCCCCUUUGCUCACAUUCCCGCCUGAGCUCCACCUUCUCAGAUGAGCAGCAGCAUUAGAUUCUCAUAGGAGAACGCACCCUGUUGUGAACCGUGCAUGUGAGGGAUCUAGGUUGCGCUGUUCUUAUGAGAAUCUAAUACCUAUUGAUCUGUCACUUUCUCCCAUCACGCUCAGGUGGGACCAUCCAGUUUCAGGAAAACAAGCUUAACACGCCCACUGAUUCUACAUUAUGGUGAGUUCUAUAAUUAUUUUAUUAUAUAUUCCAGUGUAAUAAUGGAAAUGAAGUGCCUAAUAAACGUAAAUGUGCUUAAAUCUUCUGGCCCAGCUCCUACCUCCCGGCAGCCUCGCCAGGCCCAGAACUCUCUCCAGUCAGCCUCUACAGGUGAAGCUCAUGACUCACAAUGGCCUAUUGAGGCCCAUACCCUACCUCACGGCAGUCUCCGCAGAUGAGCCUACUGCCUCACAACAGCCUCCACAGGCACAGCUCCAUCGUUCCAAUGGCCUCUUUAGACCCAGCUCCUGCCUCCCAGCCUUCUCUCCAGGCCCUGAACUUUCUCCGUAAGUUGAGGUAGCUGGGACUGUAGGUAUCCAUGACGAUACUUGGCUAAUCUUUAAAUUGUUUUGCAGACAUGGGGUCUCACUUUGUUGGCCAGGCUGGUGUCAAACUAAUGGCCUCAAGUGACCGUUCCACCCCUGCCUCCCAUCCUCGAGGUAUGUGCCACCACAAGGGGCACUUGUUCAAUUUUCUAAAGAAAAAAUUUCUAAAGUAAGGCUGUGGGAUGAUGGCAGGAAGAUAAAAGAAAAACAGAAGAAUAAGUUAAAAUGACUUAUUCACACAUAUUCUUUUGACAGCAAGAAGAACUUUUAGUAUAUACAUUCCUUACAAACAAACAAACGGCAGAUAAACAAUGUUGUAUAGGAACUUCAACACACACUGUACAAUAUUCCCACUUUGCUGACAUAAGUUAUGGAAAUUUCGUGGUUUCCUUGAGUGCCGCUAGCAGUAUUUUGCUUCUCUGAUGAUUUUUAUCAACUUCCUCAUCUGUUAACUUCUCUCCAAAGUAUGUCAUGUCACGACAUACUGCCGCUGCACGAACACGGCCAGUGUCUUCCUAUUAAACAUGUAGAAUGCUUUCCUAAUUUCUCUUUUUACUCUCUGUCUUUGUGUUCUGCAUUUUCCUUACUUUUAUUGUCAGAAACUCCAGAAAGUCAAUCGUACUAAUUUAUCACGAUUUGCUUUAUUAAUUUAUACUAUGCUUAUAUGGAAUUUUGCCCAACAGACCUCAUUACAAUUUGGGCCAGGGCCCAGGGUUAGGGUUGUUUCAGGGUCAGGGCCAGGGCCCAGUGUUAGGGUUGUUUUAGGGUCAGGGCCAGGGCCCAGGGCUAGGGGUGUUUUAGGGUCAGGGCCAGGGCCCAAAGUUAGGGUUGUUUUAGGGUCAGGGCCCAGGGUUAGGGUUUUAGGCUCAGGGCCAUGGCCCAGGGUUAGGGUUUUAGGCUCAGGGCCAGGGCCCAGGGUUAGGGUUUUAGGGUCAGGGCCAGGGCCCAGGGUUAGGGUUUUAGGGUCAGGGCCAGGGCCCAGGGUUAGGGUUUUAGGGUCAGGGCCAGGGCCCAGGGUUAGGGUUUUAGGUUCGGGGCCAGGGCCCAGGGUUCGGGUUUUAGAGUCAGGGCCAGGGCCCAGGGUUAGGGUUUUAGGCUCAGGGCCAGGGCCCAGGGUUAGGGUUUUAGGAUCAGUGCCAGGGCCCAGGGUUAGGGUUUUAGGGUCAGGUCCAGGGCCCAGGGUUAGGGUUUUAGGGUCAGGGCCAGGG
Molecule: messenger RNA, 17974 nt
Organism: Gorilla gorilla gorilla (western lowland gorilla)
Lineage: Eukaryota; Metazoa; Chordata; Mammalia; Primates; Hominidae
Product: decreased expression in renal and prostate cancer protein-like
Exons: 4
Coding region: 10275-11297 (340 amino acids)
Source: RefSeq, a predicted model, not a curated record